GCGCAGGCGGGGGGCGGGGCCUAGCGUGGAUGACGUAACUCCGCCGCUUGCUUGGUUCCCGGACUUCUCUCUUCCCAGAGGGUCAGAAAACCGUUGUUGGGAAAAGCUGUGGAGGCUGUCGGAGAUCGCUGACGAGACUCAGUAAACUCUGCAAAAAUGUCUUUAUAUCCAUCACUUGAAGACCUGAAAGUAGAUAAAGUAAUUCAGGCUCAGACAGCCUUUUCUACAAACCCUGCCAGUACAGCAGUUUUGUCAGAUGCCUCUGCCCCCAUUUCUCAAGAUGGAAGUCUGUAUCCUAAACUGUAUCCUGAACUCUCUCAGUAUAUGGGUCUGAGUUUAAAUGAAGAAGAAAUUCAUACCAACAUGGCCCUAGUACCUGGAGCAACAUCUCAGGGGCAAUUGGUGGCCAGACCUUCUGCUGUGAAUUAUAUGGUGGCUCCUAUAACUGGUAAUGAUAUUGGAAUUCGAAGAGCAGAAAUUAAACAAGGAAUUCGUGAAGUCAUUUUGUGUAAAGAUCAACAUGGAAAAAUUGGCCUUCGACUUAAGUCAAUAGAUAAUGGUGUAUUUGUUCAGCUAGUCCAGGCCAAUUCUCCAGCAUCUUUGGUUGGUCUGAGAUUUGGUGACCAAGUUCUUCAAAUUAAUGGUGAAAAUUGUGCAGGGUGGAGCUCUGAUAAAGCUCAUAAAGUUCUCAAACAGGCUUUUGGAGAGAAGAUUACAAUGACUAUUCGGGACAGACCAUUUGAACGAACUAUUACCAUGCAUAAGGAUAGUACAGGACAUGUUGGAUUCAUUUUUAAAAAUGGAAAGAUAACCUCUAUAGUGAAAGACAGUUCUGCAGCAAGAAAUGGUCUUCUUACCGAGCAUAACAUUUGUGAAAUCAAUGGUCAGAAUGUAAUUGGUCUGAAGGACUCUCAAGUUGCAGACAUACUUUCAACAUCUGGCACUGUAGUUACCAUUACAAUUAUGCCUGCUUUCAUCUUUGAACACAUAAUCAAAAGGAUGGCGUCAAGUGUUAUGAAAAAUCUAAUGGAUCAUGCUAUCCCAGAAGUUUAAAAUUCAAGCUGUUGUAUCUUUCAUAUAUUGGAAACACUGCUGAACUUGAGCAAUUUACUCAGCAUCUUCUGUAUUAGACACAUAAACCUUCCUGGGAGCCAAGAAGCACAUGCUGCAUGAGAGCCUUUGUAUCGUAUUAUGGCUGGGAAUAUUACUGUUUGACACAGUUUUGUGUUCAAGCUGUAAAUUGUAUUUGUAGCCUUAUACUGGUUUUAUAGAUGUGAACCUUUCAAGAGUUUUGACUUUCACGGCAUCAAGUUUCCAGUAGUUAAACUACUCUUUCUGUAAGCCAUUAUGGUUAAGAUAACUAAUACAGAUUUUUAAAAAUGUUAUAAUCAGGUACCUGUAUUUUAGAUAUUCUAGAAAGUAAUAUUGCUUCUCUUGCUUUUCUUCUGGUGUAGUAUUUUUAAUGCUUUGCUAUUGUACCUCUAGAAAAACUUUUCUGCUAGUUCCAAUUUUGUUUACAAAAAUGCAGUUAAGCAACCUUGGUUUCAUUCCACAUGAGCAUUACAAAUAGCAAAAUGUAGAAUUGCACAAAAUUGUGAUGAUUUUAUCUUUAAUAAUGUAUAACUAAUGCUUCAAUUGUCGCCUUAACCAUGUUAAAGGAAAGUUCUGAAAUAAAAAUCAAAUAAAUUGAUUAACUCUCAAC
This is a messenger RNA of Sarcophilus harrisii (Tasmanian devil), 1702 nucleotides long. It is a transcript of the gene SDCBP, whose product is annotated as syndecan binding protein. Lineage: Eukaryota; Metazoa; Chordata; Mammalia; Dasyuromorphia; Dasyuridae. The transcript is spliced from 9 exons. The coding region runs from base 157 to 1053 and encodes 298 amino acids. The record is from RefSeq and is a predicted model, not a curated record. Gene Ontology annotation, cellular component: plasma membrane; cytoplasm. Gene Ontology annotation, molecular function: syndecan binding. Gene Ontology annotation, biological process: positive regulation of transforming growth factor beta receptor signaling pathway.